Messenger RNA from Trifolium pratense (red clover), 1357 nucleotides. RefSeq names its product protein SODIUM POTASSIUM ROOT DEFECTIVE 3-like. The coding region runs from base 289 to 969 and encodes 226 amino acids. NCBI's taxonomy places the organism in Eukaryota, Viridiplantae, Streptophyta, Magnoliopsida, Fabales, Fabaceae. Gene Ontology annotation, molecular function: metal ion binding. The transcript is spliced from 4 exons. The record is from RefSeq and is a predicted model, not a curated record.
AAUACUUUGGUGGCUAGAAUAUAUGUUUGAUACGGAGAUUUUGUGUCACGUGAUGUUAUUGUUAAUUGGUGUAGGUGGAAGAUUGAAGAUGGUAGUAAAAUUAAAAUUAUGUUUGAACCAUGGUUAUCGGCAGAGUGAAGCAAUGGCCUUAUUGGAGGCAAUUCGAGAAGCCUCUAUUAGAGGGUGGUACAACCCUUUAGCCUUCAUUACCUUCAGCUACUUCUUAAAAAGCCACUUCUUCCAAUAACUCAUUCUACCUUAUAACUUAUAACUUAUAUCCACAAAUCCAUGAAAGGAAUAGACAUGUUCUGUUCUUCCCCUGCUUCAACAGCAAUAAUACAUAGUAAUAUGAAUCAACGUUCUAUGCUACGACGAAGCAGAACCACGAAAACCUACGAUCAAAGGAAAAACCAACUUCAUCAUGUUCCUUGUUCAUCUCAAUUACCUAUUAAUCCCAUGCCUUACUUUGAGAAACAUAGAAAAAGUUCAUCAGAUAAACAAAAUAGUAGUACUACUACUGACACUCGUAGGAAAAGCUCCGCUAAUGUCAACGAUCUUUCUUCGAGAAGAUAUCUUCUCGAUGACACGCCAUUCAUUGAUUGGUUAUCUGAGUCUAACAAAAUAUUGGUUCCUCGAGGUGAAGCCGAAGUUGUGUCCAUGGAUAAGAAAAGAAAAAGUGAUUCUCAUGCUCUAGUUAGGUCCUCUUCUUCAGCUCUCUCCUCCAAGGACCAGGUUGUGGUUCUAAGGGUGUCAUUGCACUGCAAAGCCUGCGAAGGAAAAGUCAGAAAACAUAUUUCGAAAAUGGAAGGAGUGAGAUCAUUCAACAUAGAAAUGGAGACAAAAAAAGUAACAAUUAUCGGAGCCGUGACGCCUUUAGAUGUACUAGCAAGUGUAUCCAAGGUGAAGAGUGCACAACUAUGGCCGUCUACAACAUCGUCAUCCUCAUCAUCUAGACUAACAUUUCCAUGAUCGACACAAUCAGUUAUUAUAGUGCAUGUUUAAAUUGACGGUGAAAUUAACAGAAAAUCAUCCCGCCAAUCUAAACAUACACUAAUAAAUUAGCCUAUAUUUUCCUAUCUAGUUUUCUUUUGUUUGGUACAAGUAGUACCUUAUGGAAUGUGUGUGUUUGUAUGAUUAUAAGUUCAACAUCAGCUAAAUGCUAUGUGGAAAUUGUCAAGAAUGUGAGUACAAAUAAUGCAUAAUAACAUGGUGGGGGUCAUAACUGCAAACCUCACUUUCACUUCCUCAACUUGUUGUAAUUUGUAGUUAAAGUUUGAUGACUUGUCAAUCUCAAUGUAUGUUAUGUAAAUGAAUAUACUAUCUACAUUUAUUAGAUGGACCACCAUCUAACUUGCAA